This is a messenger RNA of Dermacentor andersoni, 7899 nucleotides long. The record is from RefSeq and is a predicted model, not a curated record. Lineage: Eukaryota; Metazoa; Arthropoda; Arachnida; Ixodida; Ixodidae.
CUAUAGUCCAGCUAUAGUCGUACCGAGGUUGAUAGCAAAAACGGUGAAAGUUUGGUGGUUUUAUUUUUCUUCAAAGUUUAUAAUGAGUCUCGAGCACAAUGUGAGCGCUUCGUGCAAGUGUACCUGCCUCAUUUGUUGGUGUGCCGUUUGAUUUCUGUUCCCACCAUGCCCUGAUAAAGGCUAUCAUGAUCGCCCACGUGAACCAGUUCGUCGUUGGACUGAAAAGCCGCAGCGAAGAUGUGCGGUUCAAGACCGCCAGUGAGCUGCACCAUUACGUCACCACCGAACUGCGGGAGAUGGGCUCAGAGGACGUUUCGGCGUUCAUGGAAGAGUUCCAUCAUCACAUUUUUGAGAUGGUGUCGAGCUCCGACGUGAACGAAAAGAAAGGAGGAAUUUUGGCAAUAGUGAAUCUCCUGGAAGUGGAUUCUGGCAACACUGGAUCAAGAAUCAGUCGUUUUGCAAACUACCUUCGCAACCUGUUGCCAUCUAAUGACACAACAGUUACUGAGCUUGCUGCGUAUGCCAUAGGUCGUCUGACAACUGUCGGCAGCAGCUUUACGGCUGAAUAUGAUGACUUUGUCAUAAAGCGUGCCAUUGAGUGGCUUUGUGAAGAGCGCCAUGAGGGCAAGCGGCAUGCGGCUGUGUUGAUUCUUCAGGAACUUGCCAUCUCCACACCUACCUUCUUUUUCCAAAACAUCCAGCCGAUUUUCGACUGCAUCUUCAAUGGUGUACGUGACCCCAAGCCCAUGAUCCGGGAAGGUGCAGUGUUAGCUCUUAGGGCUGCGCUCAUGGUGACAGCACAGCGCGAGACAAAGGACACCCAAAAUCCUCCCUGGUACUCCAAGUGUUACGAAGAAGCUGAGAAUGGCUUUGAAGAGGCACUGGGUGGUGCGAGGGAGAAGGGUGUAAACAGAGAGGAUCGUGUCCAUGGCUCUCUGCUGGUCAUCAGUGAGCUUCUGAAGUGCAGCAACAUUGAGGGAGAGAGAGUCAGACAGGAACUGGAGGAGGUCACCUCCCAGCAAGCGAGGCACGAAGCACACAGGACACAGAGUUCAGGCAGUUCGUUAACACGCUCUCUACGGGCCCUGCAGCAGAUGCAGGAACACCGGCCACGGGGUGGUGCAAGAGCUGCGCUGCUGCGCUAUCAUCGAGCACAGGGUUUCCAGCCGGCCUCCAUUGUGCCCAUACAUUCGGGGCCCUCAUACCAGCUUCACGGAGGCCACAGGCUCCACCACCACAGUCACCGUCUGGUACCCACACACGAGAGCAACACCUGCAAGCGUCUGCUUGACGAAAAGUUUGACCAGAUAUGUGAGAGGGUUUUAAGGCAACGUGCCCUGCGAAAUUCGUACAUCCAGCAUGCCCUGCACAUGGUGCUGCCCAGACUUGCUGCCUUCCAGACACAAAGAUUUGUGAAGAGGUAUCUGGCCGACACCAUGGACUAUCUGCUUGGCUGCCUACGGAGGGAGAGGGAGCGCAGCUGGGCUUUCCUCUCCAUCGGACUGCUAGCCGUUGCCGUGGGUGAACACUUGUUGCCCUACCUUCCUAAGGUCAUGGAAGUUAUUCGUGUGUCUUUGCCCAGCAACAGUACACCAUCCAAGAAAAAAGGUCCUGUCUUGGAUCCUGCUGUGUUCACAUGCAUCAGUUUGCUAGCAAGAGCCAACAAGAGCAGCAUUGCCAGUGACCUGAAAGACCUUCUGGACCCCAUGCUUAACACUGGCCUCAGUCCAGCACUGACAGCUGCCUUGCAGGAAGUGUCUCUGCGCAUUCCCCAGCUAAAGCGAGACAUCCAGGAUGGCUUGCUCAAGAUGCUGUCCUGUAUACUGAUGCAGCGUCCACUCAAACACCCUGGCGUGCCGAAGCACAUGCAUGCAGCUCAGCCAAAUCCAGAAACCACUGAUGUUGCAACCAUUUCUCUCGCUUUGAAGACCCUGGGUAGCUUUGACUUUCAGGGGCGAACACUGACGAGCUUUGUCAAGCAUUGUGCAAACACGUACCUGACGAGUGAGCACAAAGAAAUACGCCUGGAAGCAGUUCGCACGUGCUGCUGCCUCCUUUCACCAGCACUACAGAACAUGAAAGCAACUGGGAAGUACAGCCCCUCCCUCAUGGAUGACGUUCAGAGAGUGCUUGGCAAACUAUUACUGGCUGGUGUGACUGACACUGACUCGGACGUGCGUUACUGUGUGCUUGCAUCCCUGGAUGAGAAGUUUGAUGGCCACCUGGCGCAAGCAGAGAACCUAAGUGCCUUGUUCAUCUCUUUAAAUGACGAAGUGUUUGAGAUUCGGGAGCUUGCCUUGUGUAUCAUUGGCCGGCUGAGCAGCCUGAACCCAGCGUACAUCAUGCCUCCACUUAGAAAAGUGCUCAUACAGAAUCUGACGGAGUUGGAGCAUUCGGGGGUGGUCCGAAACAAGGAGCAGGCUGCCAAAAUGCUGGGUCACCUUCUGUCCAAUGCACCAGGGCUUAUACGACCAUACAUGGAGCCCAUUCUGGCUGUGCUCAUCCCAAAGCUCAAGGCCCCAGAUCCAAACCCUGGGGUUGUCAUAUGUGUCCUGGCAGCAGUUGGAGAGCAGGCACAGGUCAGUGGGACAGAGAUGCGCAAGUGGAUGAACGAACUGCUGCCCAUCAUCAUUGAUAUGCUGCAAGACUCAUCAUCAUUGCCGAAAAGAGAGAUCAGUCUCUGGACUCUUGGUCAGCUGGUCGAGAGCACUGGCUACGUAGUGGAGCCAUACCACAAGUAUCCCACUCUUCUCGAUGUGCUGCUGAACUUCCUCAAGACAGAGCAGUCCAGUAGCAUUCGGAGAGAAGCUAUUCGAGUGCUGGGACUGCUCGGGGCACUGGAACCAUUCAAGCACAAGCUAAACAUGGGGAUGAUUGAUGACUUCAGCGAUUCAGGAGCAGUUGUUAGCAUCAGUGUGGUCCCACCCGAAAGUCAAGAGCUGAGUGCCAGCGAGAUGCUGGUGAGCAUGGGCGGGAGCUUGGAGGAGUUCUACCCAGCCAUGGUGGUGUCGACACUCAUGCGCAUCAUGCGCGACCCCACACUCAGCCAGCAUCACACUAACGUCGUUCAGGCAGUCGUCUUCAUCUUCCAGAGCCUCGGCCUACGUUGUGUCCCGUAUGUGCCACAGGUUCUGCCAGCACUGCUUAAUGUGGUACGCACUGUGGAUGCCAGCUUCAGGGAGUUCCAUUUCCGGCAGCUUGGCCAGCUGAUUGCCAUUGUGAAGCAGCACAUCCGCAAUUACUUAGACGACAUCUUUGCUCUCAUAAAGGAGUUCUGGGCCGUAAACAGCCCGAUCCAACUGACCAUCAUCAUGUUGGUGGAGCAGAUUGUGACCUCCCUUGGCUCAGACUUCAAGGUGUACCUGCCCAAGCUGGUGCCCCAUGCCCUCAAGGUUUUCAUGCACGACAUGAGCGCAGACAGGGCUGUCACUGCUAAGCUGCUGACAGCACUGCAGAAAUUCGGUUGCAACCUCGAUGACUACCUGCACCUCAUACUGCCUCCCAUUGUCAAGUUGUUUGACUCGCCAGAUGUCCCCAAGAAUGUCAGAGCCACUGCAUUGGAAACCAUCGAUAUUCUCUCGGAGUCCCUUGACUUUUCGGAGUUUGCGGCCCGUAUCAUUCAUCCCUUAGUCCGGACCCUUGACACCACCCCUGAGUUGCGCUCACAAGCUAUGGACACCUUGUGUGCUAUGGUUGUUCAGCUGGGUAAAAAGUACAAGAUUUUUCUACCUCUGGUCACCAAGGUCAUUGACAACCACAAGAUUGUACACCAGCGGUACAAUUCUCUCGUCACUAAAAUCAUACGAAGCACCAGUCUCAUAGACGAUGAUGAAACAUUUGGUGUGGACAAGCGGCAACCCCGGAGCAGACAGCAGUCGGAGGACCAGCCUGCGUCAAACACAGAGAUCACAACGGUCAAGAAACAGAAGGUUUGCUCGGCCAACCUAGAGCGGCUAUGGACACCAGCCAAAAGAGUUUCCAAGGAUGACUGGUUAGAAUGGCUGAGGAGGUUAAGCAUUGAGCUUCUGAAAGCCUCACCAUCUCCAGCCCUUCGCUCCUGUUGGUCCCUGGCUCACAGUUACAACCAGCUCCCCAAGGACCUGUUCAACGCUGCUUUCUUGUCCUGUUGGGUGUGUCUCGGUGAGAACGACCAGAAGGAGAUAAUAGAGAAUUUUCAGAAGGCCCUGAUGGACCAGGAUAUUCCUGAGAUCACCCAGACUUUGCUCAACUUGGCCGAGUUCAUGGAGCACUGUGAGAAAGGUCCCCUUCCACUUGAUCAGAAGUUGCUUGGUGAGCGUGCCAUGAAAUGUCGAGCAUAUGCAAAGGCACUCCACUACAAAGAGGACGAAUUUCACAGAGGUCCUACUACUGAAGUGUUGGAAGCGCUGAUUAGCAUCAACAACAAGUUGCAGCAGCCGGAAGCUGCCGCUGGUGUCUUGGAAUAUGCAACCAAGUGUCAUGCAACAGACCUGAGAGUGAAGGAGCGCUGGUAUGAAAAGCUGCAUGAUUGGGAGAAUGCACUGAGGGUCUAUGGAAGAGCACGAGAGCAGAAGCCAGAUGAUGUGGAGCUUAUCUUGGGUCAGAUGAGAUGUUUGGAAGUUCUUGGCGAGUGGGAGCAGCUUUACCAGCUCUCGAGUGGAAACUGGAGCAAUAGUUCACACAGCAACCAACAAAAGAUGGCUCGCAUGGCGUCAGCAGCUGCUUGGGGCCUUGAAAAGUGGGAAACCAUGGAGGAGUAUGUGCAGGUGAUCCCUCGUGAAACCACUGACAGUGCCUUUCACCAAGCAGUACUUGCUGUACACAAGGAAAACUUCCAAGGUGCACAGCAGUUCAUUGACAAAGCAAGAGACCUGAUAGACACAGACCUUACUGCCAUGGUUGGAGAAAGCUAUAGCCGAGCAUAUGGGGCUAUGGUGCAAGUGCAGAUGUUGGCUGAACUGGAGGAAGUGAUUCAGUACAAGCUUGUGCCUGAACGAAGGGAAGCAAUCAAGCAGAAAUGGUGGGACAGGCUGCAAGGUUGCCAGAGGAUUGUCGAGGACUGGCAGAGGAUAUUGCAGCUUCAUUCUUUGGUUGUUAAGCCCAAGGAUGACAUGCGCAGCUGGCUAAAGUUCAGCAGCCUGUGCAGGCGCAAUGAACGACUGGCACAGUCUCACAGAACACUGGUCACUCUUUUGGGGACAGACCCUUCUCUAGUGCCUAACCAGCCUCUGCCUACUGCUUACCCUGCUGUAACAUUUGCCUAUAUCAAACACAUGUGGCAGAGCAACCAGAAGGAAAACGCCCUGAGGCAGCUGCACCACUUUGUCCAGACAGAGCUUCCAGCCAACAGCACCCUGAACCACCUGUGCCUGCCUGUUCCCAAUGAGAAUGCACAGCGCAGUGAGCACCAGAAACUCCUGGCCAGAUGUUACUUGAAGCUUGGCCAGUGGGAGGAGUGCAUGCAGGGCAUCAAUGAGACUUCAAUCCCCAUGAUUCUGCGUUACUACCAGUUGGCCACAGAACACGAUAAUGAUUGGUACAAGGCUUGGCAUGCUUGGGCUUACAUGAACUUUGAGGCAGUUCUGUUCUUCAAGCACCAAGCUCAACAGAGCAACAGUGCCAGUGCACUACCUUUGCAGCAGCAGUCCCAACAGGUUGGAGGAGGUGAAACUGCAUGCUAUGCUGGUGACUGCCCAAGAACUGGUCUGACAGCUCAGCACAUCAAGGACUACACAGUACCGGCUGUGAAGGGAUUCUUUCGGUCGAUUGCCCUUUCUCAUGGAAGCACCCUACAGGACACCCUCAGGCUGCUGACCCUGUGGUUUGACUAUGGCCACUGGCCUGAAGUGAAUGAGGCCCUGGCAGAGCGGGUAAACAAGGCCCCUAUGGAGACUUGGCUUCAGGUGAUACCUCAGCUCAUCGCCCGCCUUGACACCCCCAGACCCUUAGUGGCAGGACUUGUUCAUGAGCUGCUAGGAGAAGUGGGACGCAAGCACCCUCAGGCCCUCAUUUACCCUUUAACAGUGGCGUCCAAGUCGGCGCUUCCAGCCCGCAGCCGAGCAGCAUUACGUGCCCUUGGUGUGAUGCGAGAACACAGUGCCAGGCUAGUCAAUCAGGCUAUAACGGUGAGUGAAGAGCUGAUACGGGUGGCCAUUCUGUGGCAUGAGCUGUGGCACGAAGGCCUUGAAGAGGCCUCACGGCUCUACUUUGGCGAGCGCAAUGUCAAGGGCAUGUUCGCCACCUUGGAGCCCCUACAUGCAAUGAUGGAGCGGGGGCCGCAGACACUUCGAGAGACCUCCUUCCACCAGGCCUAUGGUAGAGACUUGGCAGAGGCUCUGGAAUGGUGCAAGAAGUACCAACGUUCUUUGAAUGUCAAAGACCUGACUCAGGCUUGGGACCUCUACUACCACGUGUUCCGUCGCAUCUCCAAGCAAUUGCCUCAGCUCACCUCCCUGGAGCUGCAGUAUGUGUCACCCAAGCUCCUCAUGUGCCGUGACUUUGAGUUGGCCGUGCCAGGCAGCUACAACCCAAACCAGCCUGUCAUCCGAAUUGCUCGCAUUGAGAGCUCUCUUCAGGUCAUCACCAGCAAGCAGAGGCCCAGGAAGUUGUGCAUUAAGGGCAACAAUGGCAAAGACUACAUGUUCUUGUUGAAAGGACAUGAAGACCUGAGGCAAGAUGAGAGAGUUAUGCAGCUAUUUGGCCUCGUCAAUACGCUGCUUGUCAAUGACCCUGAAACAUCAAGAAGGAAUUUGACCAUUCAGCGUUAUUCAGUCAUACCACUGUCCACAAACAGUGGGCUGAUUGGUUGGGUGCCUCACUGCGACACUCUGCACACCCUCAUUCGAGAUUACAGGGACAAGAAGAAGAUAUUGCUCAACAUUGAACACCGAAUCAUGCUACGGAUGGCGCCGGACUAUGAUCACCUGACUCUUAUGCAAAAGGUGGAGGUCUUCGAGCAUGCCCUCGAGCACACCAAUGGUGAUGACUUAGCCAAACUUCUCUGGCUGAAGAGCCCCAGCUCAGAGGUGUGGUUUGAUCGGCGGACCAACUACACAAGGUCUUUGGCCGUCAUGUCUAUGGUCGGCUAUGUACUUGGACUUGGAGACAGACAUCCUUCCAAUUUAAUGCUGGACCGGCUGAGUGGAAAGAUUUUGCACAUAGACUUUGGAGACUGCUUCGAAGUUGCUAUGACACGUGAGAAGUUUCCAGAGAAGAUUCCUUUCCGACUUACACGCAUGCUCAUCAACGCCAUGGAGGUGACUGGCAUUGAGGGCACAUAUCGAAUGACCUGUGCAAAGGUGAUGAAGGUGCUGCGUGGGAACAAAGACAGUCUCAUGGCUGUCCUUGAAGCCUUUGUUUAUGACCCACUGCUCAACUGGAGGUUGAUGGAUGCACAGCCAAAAGUGAAGCACUCUAAAACAAGAGGUGGUUCUGCCCCCUGCAGCCAUGACCAAGGAGAUAUCCUAGAAGCAGUGGACAUUGGCUCCCAGCCAACUGCAAAGAAAGCAGUUGAUGCCAUUUCUGGAAUCGGUGAUGGUGAAGCUGGCCAGCCAGAGGCCCUGAACAAGAAGGCUUUGGCCAUCAUCAACAGGGUGCGAGAUAAGCUCACAGGGAGAGAUUUUGCGCCUGACGAGACCUUGGAUGUUCCUGAACAAGUGGAACUCUUGAUAAAGCAAGCAACUUCACAUGAAAAUCUGUGUCAGUGCUAUAUUGGAUGGUGCCCGUUUUGGUGAAACCAAAGGAUAGGAAAAAGAAGAUGCAUCCACAAACACUGUGGGAGAUCAUGUUAGGUGAUGCUGGAAGCGGAUCCAUUUGUUGUCGGAUGGACUGUUUAUCUUUGUGCAGCAUCAUGUAAAUUGUCUUUCUCUCUCUCUGAAGCAUCAAAGUUGCAUAUAAAGUGUGCAUUGUUAUCAACAACUG